Messenger RNA from Capra hircus (goat), 3800 nucleotides. RefSeq names its product peroxisomal membrane protein 4 (gene PXMP4). NCBI's taxonomy places the organism in Eukaryota, Metazoa, Chordata, Mammalia, Artiodactyla, Bovidae. The transcript has 4 exons. The record is from RefSeq and is a predicted model, not a curated record. Gene Ontology annotation, cellular component: peroxisomal membrane. Bases 29 to 832 code for a protein of 267 amino acids.
AGUGAGCUCUGUGAUCGGCCCUGCUCGUAUGAGUGACAGCAGACACAUCCUAUGGGCUCAAAAACGCGGCUGCAAUGUCCGGCACCAUCCGGCAGCUCCAGCCCUACUUGUUCAGUUCAGUUCAGUCGGUCAGUCCUGUCCGUCAGGACGUGAGUCCUGCUCCGUGCCCACCACCCCCAGCGACGCCUGCAUUAUGGCCGCCCCACCGCAGCUGAGGACUCUGCUCUUUGCGGUCAACGCACUAUUGCGCAAGCGCCGCUACCACGCAGCACUGGCCAUGCUUAAGGGCUUCCGGAACGGGGCAGUCUAUGGAGCCAAAAUCCGGGCCCCUCACGCGCUGGUCAUGACCUUUCUUUUCCGGAGUGGCAGCCUCCGGGAGAAACUGCGCGCCAUCCUGCAGGCCACAUACACCCACUCCUGGAACCUGGCCAGGUUUGUGUUCUUCUACAAGGGACUCUGCGCCCUGCAGUCCCACAUCCAGGGUGAGACCUACCAGGCACACUCAUUCGUGUCUGCCUUCAUCGGGGGCUUGCUGGUGUUUGGAAACAACAAUAACAUCAACAGCCAGAUCAACAUGUACCUGCUAUCCCGCGUCCUGUUUGCCCUGUGCCGCCUGGGUGUGGAGAAGGGCUUCAUCCCUGAACCCAGGUCGGACCCAUUUCCAUGGUUCACGGGGCUGGUGUGGGGGCUGGUACUGUGGCUCUUCGAGUACCACCGGCCAACCCUGCACCCCUCGCUGCAGUCGUCCAUGACCUACCUGUACGAGGACAGCAACGUGUGGCACGACCUCUCGGACUUCCUUAUCUACAACAAGAGCCAGCCCUCCAAGUAACAGGGCCCUCAGGUGCUCAGGAAGGCUCCUGCACCCCAGUCAGGUGACGGAGGUGUCCAGCUGUGGUUUGAGAUUAUGGCUCCACCUGCUAACCAUCCCAGAGGAUCCUACCUCUUCAAGAUCUGGGGUCUCAGACUCUAACUUUUAUUAGCCCAGGGCUCCAUUUGGCGAAAUGGAAGCACUGAUUAUCAGUUCUCAUUAGGUACUCUAGAACGAGCCACCGAAUCAGGCUGAGGAGCCUUGGGCACGGUGACAGCUGCUGACUCUUGAGAGACCAGGGAAGGUCACACCCCACCCUGGGCCUCAGGGAUCAUCGAGCCCAGACGAGGGCACCGAAGUCUCUUUCUGGUGGGUAUGUUCUCUGACCAUUCUGUAACAGAGGGCUUCUGGGUGGUGGGCUGCUGCUGCUAAGUUGCUUCAGUCAUGUCUGACUCUGUGCGACCCCAUAGAUGGCAGCCCACCAGGCUCCCCCGUCCCUGGGAUUCUCCAGGCAAGAACACUGGAGUGGGUUGCCAUUUCCUUCUCCAAUGCAUGAAAGUGAAAAAUGAAAGUGAAGUCGCUCAGUCGUGUCCGACUCUUAGCGACCCCAUGAACUGCAGCCCACCAGGCUCCUCUGUCCAUGGGAUUUUCCAGGCAAGAGUACUGGAGUGGAGUGCCAUUGCCUUGGGCAGUGGGUUGCAAAAAUGCAUUUUUAGACAAUACUCAGUUUCUUGCCUUGGGUGUUCUAUUGUAGAAGCUCCAGCGUUUCCACUGUCCAAAAGAAACACAGUGUGAGACAUAUGUGACUGAGCUUUUUUUAGCAGCCACAGUUUUUAAAAAGUGGAGGGAAUUCCUGGUGGUCCAGUGGUUAGGACUCCGCUGUCACUGCCAAGUAUAUGGAUUCUCUCUCUGGUUGGGGAGCUAAGAUCCCACAUGCCACGAGGUAUGGCCAAAAAAAAAAAAAAUGUGGGGAGAGAAAGAAGCAGAGGAGAUUAACCUUAAUUAUAUCUUUGAAUCCAAUAUUUCUCAAAUGUUAUCAUUUUAAUGUGUUAAAUAUAGAAAUUAAUAAGAUAUUUUACAUUCUAUUUUUCUUGUACUAAGUCAUCAGAAUUAGGUGUGUGUUUUACACUUUCAGCAUUUUUCAGUUUGGACUAGUCACAUUUCAAGUGCUCAGCAGCCACAUGUGGCUAGUGGCUGCUGUAUUGGACAGCACAGAUUAGAACAUUCUAUCCUUGCAGAAAAUUCUAGUGGACAGUGCAGAUACAGAGCUGGAGGACCUGGGCUUGAGUCCCUACCGGACUGCUGUGUAACCUUGGGGAAGGUUCUUCUCAGAGGCUCAGUUUCUACUAAAGUGAGGAUAAUCAUAGUAAUACCUGGUGUCUACAUUGGACUUGUGUAGCUACGUGGCUGCUUCAACUACUAAUGACAUCCACCUAGUGAACUCCUCCUUCCUCCUUCCUGGGUGCUUUGCACAUUAUUAUUUGUAACCCAUACAGUGACCUUGCAGGUACAUAUCUUGAUCUCCAUUUCACAGAUGUGGAAACUGAGGCUCAGAGAAGUAACCUGCCAAAGGCAAUACAACAAGUGUGACAGCCAAACCAGAUCUGUGUGAUUUCAAAGCUCCUUUUUUUUCAGUGCCUUAAAUUUAGAAAGUUAAACUAUGCUAUGCAAAAUUAGCGAGUUAUUGGGGUGCACACUCAAAUGCCUAUAGGGACCUGGGAAGUGGCAUAAAUGAUGAUGUUCUGGGUGCUAUGCCGUCGGAAGGGACGGGGACUUGGUGAACUGGAGACGUGUGUGUGUGUCAGAACUAAUUUUUUUCUUUUUUAACCACCAAGCUGAACAAAUCAAACACAUCUCCAGGAGAUUUGGUCCAUGGGCCAUCAAUUGGAGUAGGCAUACUUCAAUCUCUUUUUAUAUUUUGAAAAUUACUAGUAGAAAUAUCCACAUGAGUCACUGGAGAUCUUAUUAAAAUGUAGAUUUUGAUUCAGUGGGUUUGGGGUGGGGCCUGGGUUUCUCACGGCCCCUGGGUGAUGGCUGCUGCUGUUCUGAGCUUGAGUAACAAGGUGGUAGGGAAUGACAGGGGCCAGCCAGUAGCCCUUGUGACGAAUGAGGAAGCUAUGUCACAGAGCUGUUAGGUCAUGAAGGUGGGACUGGGUCUGAGUCUAAACGGUGUAUUCUCAGGCACAAUGUUGUACUGCCAGCUUAGAGAAGGUAGUCUUGAAGUUCCCUUAGUUCACUCUGUGGAGGCUGAAUGAGGUCCUGAGGUUGUGGGGAGGAUAGAGGGUAGCCACCAGCAAGUGGGUUUUAAAGCAGAUGCUGGAGUGCCCCACCCACAUCCCGUCUAACUUACCACUUCAGUGCACACCAGCCACCAUACUGCUACCCUGAGUCUUUCUGCCUGAGGGCUCCUCCCUUGCUCUCGGCACCUGCUCUGUCAGCCUGUGGCAGACCUGCAGUGCUGGAGAUGAAUACAUCCUGGGAGCAGCUGUCAACCAGGGACUGGUGGCGACCCCCACUCCUGCCCUCCGAUUGCCACUGGGUGGGAUAACUCCCAGGUGCCUGCUCCACGCUGGUUCCCGGAGCACCCAGCAGGACUGAACUCCGGCCGCCCACAGCGGUCACUUGUGUGAUAACACCUCCUCCCUUGUCCCCUUUCCUCGUGCCCCUACCACUGCUUCCCGGGACCACUUCUCACAGAAACUGCUUGCCCUCAACAUCCUCAUCUCGGGGUCUGCUCUUGGGGGAACCCAAACUAAAACUGGCCCCUGGUGCAGCGAGUUGAGGGGUAGCAGAGCUUGGUGGUUAAGGCUGUCAGCUUUGGAACCCAGAAUGUAUGGGCUCAGUUCUGGCCCCGCUGGUUCCUUGUAAGUGACUUAACCAUUCAGGGCCUCCGUCUUGUCAUCUGUUAAACAGCCAUUUUCACGGCACAUGCCUUGGAGGGUGGUAUGGAGGAUUAAAUGAUACGACAGCAUAUAAAGUAAGCACUCGA